Molecule: messenger RNA, 2072 nt
Organism: Manis pentadactyla (Chinese pangolin)
Lineage: Eukaryota; Metazoa; Chordata; Mammalia; Pholidota; Manidae
Gene: GFOD2
Product: Gfo/Idh/MocA-like oxidoreductase domain containing 2
Exons: 3
Coding region: 252-1409 (385 amino acids)
Biological process (GO): extracellular matrix organization
Cellular component (GO): extracellular matrix
Molecular function (GO): nucleotide binding
Source: RefSeq, a predicted model, not a curated record
CCGGUUCCUUAGAAACCAGGCGGCGCGUUCCCGAUGGUGGCUCGCUAGACUCCGAGGCCCGCGCGUCCCUGCCAGCCUCCUUCAUGGUGGAUGGGUGGCCAACGAGACCCGUCCGGUUCCAUGGUCUCCCGUGCGGCGCAGGACGGGCGAUGCCAGCGUGCCAGGGACCAUGUCUGACCAGGACUAUGGGAAGGUCGUAUUCAUACUGGAGGCUCUUGUGAGGAGAUGAGCUGGUGAACAGAGGAGCCAGCAUGAAGAUGCUCCCAGGAGUGGGUGUAUUUGGGACCGGCAGCUCUGCCCGGGUUCUGGUCCCACUGCUGAGGGCAGAAGGGUUCACCGUGGAAGCCCUGUGGGGGAAGACUGAGGAGGAGGCAAAGCAGCUUGCUGAGGAGAUGAACAUCACCUUCUACACUAGCCGGACCGAUGACAUCUUGCUGCAUCAAGACGUGGAUCUGGUGUGCAUCAACAUCCCCCCUCCACUCACCCGGCAAAUAUCUGUGAAGGCUCUAGGUAUUGGGAAGAAUGUGGUUUGUGAGAAGGCAGCAACCUCGGUGGAUGCCUUCAGGAUGGUGACAGCCUCCCGCUACUACCCACAGCUGAUGAGCCUGGUGGGGAAUGUGCUGCGCUUCCUGCCUGCCUUUGUGCGUAUGAAGCAGCUGAUUGCGGAGCACUACGUGGGCGCAGUGAUGAUCUGUGAUGCCCGCAUCUAUUCGGGCAGCCUGCUCAGCCCCAACUAUGGCUGGAUCUGUGAUGAGCUCAUGGGUGGUGGGGGCCUUCACACCAUGGGCACCUAUAUUGUGGACUUGCUGACCCACCUGACUGGCCGGAAAGCCGAGAAGGUACAUGGGCUACUCAAGACCUUCGUGAGGCAGAAUGCAGCCAUCCAUGGCAUCCGGCACGUCACCAGUGAUGACUUCUGUUUCUUCCAGAUGCUCAUGGGUGGGGGUGUGUGCAGCACAGUAACACUCAAUUUCAACAUGCCAGGUUCCUUUGUGCAUGAAGUCAUGGUGGUGGGCUCUGCGGGACGUCUUGUUGCCCGGGGAGCUGACCUUUAUGGGCAGAAGAACUCUGCCACACAAGAGGAACUGCUCCUGAGGGACUCGCUGGCUGUGGGUGCUGGGCUGCCUGAGCAGGGGCCCCAGGAUGUCCCACUGCUCUAUCUGAAGGGCAUGGUCUACAUGGUGCAGGCCUUGCGCCAGUCCUUCCAGGGGCAGGGGGACCGCCGCACGUGGGACCACAGCCCAGUCUCCAUGGCCGCCUCGUUCGAGGAUGGGCUGUACAUGCAGAGCGUGGUGGACGCUAUCAAAAGGUCAAGCAGAUCUGGGGAGUGGGAGGCUGUGGAGGUGCUGACAGAGGAACCUGACCCCAACCAGAAUCUGUGUGAGGCACUGCAGCGGAAUAACCUGUGAGCCUUCCUGAGGGCUCCCUGCCUUGGAGCAAAGGGAGCAAAGAGGCCGGGGAGGGACCAGGGAGCCAUGACAAGAGGGCAUGGCUACAGCACAGAUAGUGUCAUUCAUUUAAUGUGUCCAUUUUGGCAGGGUGCAGCCAAAGGUGGUCCCCAGAAAACGCUCCCUCCAGCGCUAUCUAUUCAGAUUUGCAGGGUGGUGAUACUCCUGUUGCCAUGGCUGAGAGGGCUGGCACAGUGUGCUCAGGGCAGAGCUGCCACCAGGCCUGCAUAGUGCCGCUGGUGAGCAGGGCCAGCAAAAGCUUGACUUGGGGUCCUAACUGGAUAGAAAGCACAGCAAGGAGCCAGCUUGGCUGACUUCUCAGGCCUGAGGAGACACGACAAGAAGCCUUGUUUCCAUGUCCUCCUUGGGCUAAGGCAUCUCAGGAAUGGUGAGGAUAGCAAGUCAUCCCUCAGGGAUAUGCACCUGCCCUCCCUCCCACGCACCCAAGCCCUUCUGGCUUCCAGGCUGCCCCUUCCCUGACAGGGAGGAGAGCUUCUUUAGGAGGUGAGCUCUCAGGGGCUGUUGACCCUAGGGCAAAGGGCUCCUGAUUUGGCAGAGACGCGACAAGGGAGAGCUCUGGAUAUCUGAUAAAUGUUCAUUAAUAAAUCAGAAAGUGACACUAUG